This is a messenger RNA of Sphaeroforma arctica JP610, 2184 nucleotides long. RefSeq lists its product as hypothetical. The coding region runs from base 1 to 2184 and encodes 727 amino acids. Gene Ontology annotation, biological process: regulation of DNA-templated transcription. Gene Ontology annotation, molecular function: protein binding; sequence-specific DNA binding; zinc ion binding. The record is from RefSeq and is a predicted model, not a curated record. The transcript has a single exon. Lineage: Eukaryota; Ichthyosporea; Ichthyophonida.
AUGGUCUUCGCUAAGAAUCUUAGUUUCGGCUCGAGCUAUCCAAAGACAGAAUUGCACGCAUUGUCAGCAUUGAACAGCUAUCACACGGGGUACGUUUUAUCGAAUAGUGAUUCACAAAACGGCGCUGAUGGUACACUGCACACACAAACUCAUUUAAAGGAUUUUAACUGUGAUGAUAUGCGUUUCAAUGUAGUGGAUUCGGAGGGUAAUAAUUUGUACACAGCGAGCUCGGUCGAAGAUGCACACUUCAAUAUUAGAAGGUCACAAACAGCAGACCUUAAGGACUCUCUCGAAACUAUUCUGCAGUCUGGUCAUGCUGGUCAACUAGCGCUAUGGACAGUAUUAAAUGGUAUUAAAGCUCUCAACACUGAAAGUGCUUUGGGCAUACCGAUAGUGUUUGCGACAAAAAAAGGAGAUGAAAAUUUGGUGAGAGCAUUAGUAGUGCACGGUGCUAAUAUAAACGGCAGCGGUGCCGACGACAUCACAGCAUUGCACUGGGCAAUUGCCGCUGACAAUAUUAGCAUGGUGACACUAUUAUGUUCUUUAGGCGCCAAUCGAUAUUCGUGUUUGUCUGAAGCUAUCUUGAAAGGAAAUAGCGAAAUAAUAGAUAUCAUGACCAGUGAUCAGUGGAAUACACCGGUAGGAAACUUGUACUUGAAUUCGAACAUACAUAGCGGUGAAUCUGGCGUGGGUGGAUCUGUGUCCAACAAAGAGAUGAACCUUCAUUUACGUAGAAAUAGCGCAUCUGCACUUGAUGGUACUGCAACAGAUUUUGGGCAACCAACGCAACAAACGACGAUUAAUCAUAGCAUUGCACAGAGCCUCGAAUUCAGAAGGGAAACAAAACACGGUGCAGGCCUGAAGAGAUGUUCUACGCAGGAUAUCAGAAGCCCAAUGCUAAACGAUGCUACUUCUGUAGAUCAGCACAGGCCUGCCAUGGACGUACAAACCAGAAGUGCAAGAACACACGCGUUCCAAAUUGACAGCAUUCAGUCCCCAGCCAACAACAACUCAAUCUUCGGCCGGGGCCCGAUUGAGGAGGAGGCAAGCACACUUUCUGGUCUAUAUUCUAUGCCCACGCAUGGAGAUAUACUGAACCAGUUCCCGAAUAUGCAUAUCAAGGAAGAAGUUCCCACUUUCGAUCGGGAUCAACAGACCGAGGCACUGAUGCAUCCUCGCUAUGAGAGCGUGUCACCCCCUGGUGGGGAAAGUAUAGGGCACAAGGGUUGGGAUAUGAGAUGUGAAAGUAGGAUACAAUCAUUGGAUACGAAUAACAUUAAGCAGCAUUCUGGUGGAGUAUGUGGUCCUGGUACAAGUGCAGUGAGUACAGGUGGGGAGCAAAAUCACCUGGUUCAGCGCCGGCGUUCAGCGUCACUUCACAAAACCCAGAUCAAGAAUCGAAAUCGUAGAAGUAUGCCUGCUAUAGAUUUCAGUCAAAGUCGUGGCCCAUAUGACAGCCUUUCCACACCCAGCAGUCCAUUGAUACUGGAGCGGAGGAAUUUAACGCGAACACUACAGAAUCUCAUCAAAAGCCUUUCAAAUGGCCUGCACAAUGCACAACACGACUUCGCACGACAGAGAGCGAACGAAGGCGCAUCUACGAGAUAUCAAAAUAUUACAUCUGCACAUUUGUUUGAAUCGUUGCACAAGGACGACCUGUUACUGUCAUCACGUGCGAGUAUGCUAACAUCGACACACGACUCGCUUUGUGGUCAAAUGAAUUCUAGCACGCUUAAAUCGGCGUCGCAGACUCCAAAACUGCCCACUGAAACAACAAUGUUUCACAAACAAUCAAGUGCGGUAGAUUUCGAACUGAAUAGAACAACUGAUCAGGACAUGAGGAUGAUGAUCAACACCAAGUCCGGGGGAGAGGACACGACCAUGAUCGGUUCAUACAAAGACGGCACCAAUAAUUCUUACAAUAUGGGUAUAUCGGGUCUGAUGCACCUUAGUGGGCUUUCAGGACCGUCGUCGUUGGCUCAAAUGCCCGGGCAGAGAUCGUGUUGCGUUUGUGGCACAACCGAGACACCGCAAUGGCGAAGAGAUGGGAACCAGCCUUUGUGCAACGCAUGUGGGCUCAAACAAGCUCAUUCAAAGAAUAGGCAGGCAAAAAAUGCAAAAAGGAGGGAACACUACAAACUCAAAAAGGCUGAAGCACUUCAUAAAGUCAUUGCUGAAAACUAG